This is a messenger RNA of Salvia miltiorrhiza (redroot sage), 1612 nucleotides long. RefSeq names its product CBL-interacting serine/threonine-protein kinase 12-like. Gene Ontology annotation, molecular function: protein kinase activity; ATP binding. Bases 140 to 781 code for a protein of 213 amino acids. NCBI's taxonomy places the organism in Eukaryota, Viridiplantae, Streptophyta, Magnoliopsida, Lamiales, Lamiaceae. Gene Ontology annotation, biological process: protein phosphorylation. The record is from RefSeq and is a predicted model, not a curated record. The transcript has a single exon.
CAAAAAAUCAGUUGCGAAUUUAGGGUUCUCGAUCAAAAUCAGCAGCUGUAUAUUAUCUCGCAUACUGCAAUCGAAUUGAGCUUUGAGUAAAUAAGCUGUUAAACCCUCGAGAUUAGAAGCUAAAAUUCACUGCAAAUCAAUGACCGCCGCCGCCGCCGGAAACAACGGCACAGCCGUAAGCAAAUCUCUGAAAUCGUCGAAGCAGAAGGAGCUGCAGGGGCUGCUAUUAGACCGGUACGACGUCGGAAAGGUCAUCGGCCACGGGACCUUCGCGAAGGUGUACCACGCGAGGAACGUGAAGACAAGUGAGGGCGUGGCGAUAAAGGUCACCGACAAGGAGAAGAUCUUGAAAGUCGGUCUAAUGGCGCAAAUCAAGCGCGAGAUCUCGAUCCUGCGGCGCGUCCGCCACCCAAACAUCGUGCAAUUGUUCAAGGUGAUGGCGACCAAGUCAAAGAUCUUCUUCGUGAUGGAGUUCGUCAAGGGCGGCGAGCUCUUCAGCAAGGUGGCCAAGGGCCGCCUCAAGGAGGAGGUGGCGCGGAAGUACUUCCAGCAGCUGAUCUCCGCGGUGGCGUUCUACCACGCCCGCGGCGUCUACCACCGCGAUUUGAAGCCGGAGAACAUCCUCCUCGAUGAGGACGACAACCUCAAGGUCUCCGACUUCGGAUUGAGCGCGAUUCCUGAGCAGGUGGUGGUGGUGGUGGUGGUUGGAGGAGGAAUGGAGGUGGUGGUGGUGGUGGUCGGAGGAGGAAUGGAGGUGGUGGUGGGACCCACUACAAAAUAAAAGAAAAAAAUAAAAAAAAUUCAAGGAAACGGUGUUAGACGUCCGUUUUCUUCGUGGGUUAAGUUGCAUAUUUUUUAUGUACUAUAGGGGAGGUAUUUGCACCAAAGUCGAGUGUGGGGGGCUAAACGCUCUAGGGGGGUCUACUUUAGGGACUAAUCUGCACCUUUACCCAUUUUUAUAUUAUUAUAUAAUAAAUUUGCAAUAAUUAUUCACUCUAAUUAAUUCAUGUAUAUUGAGAGAACUUACAAUACUUAUCCUCAAAAACCAAACUAUGAAGGAAAGAGUGACUAAGGUAUUCUACCUAAUUAAAAACGGUGAAUAAAACAUGGUAAAGUCCCCAAUCAAAUCCAAUAUUAAAGACAAGCUAAUUUAGAUACAUGCAAAUUAAAUUCUAGAAGAUGAGAAACAUCAUAUAUAUAGAGAGACACAAGUCAACAACCAUAGAUACACAUCAUAAUUCUCAACAAUACUACAAAGCCAUAAGUUUUAAAAAAUGGAACAAAGAAAAAGGGAGAGACGACGAAGCAGAAGUAUUAGUUGAAGGAAAGUGAAGAUUAGGCGCCCUCAACACGGCGUAUAAAAAUGGAUUCGAGGUCAGGAGGGCAGAAAAAGUCGGUAGCUCGAGCGCAGUGGAAAGUGGCGGCCGACGCCUUCCGCUUCUUGGGUGCCGGCGGGCACGGCAGUAUUCUCGGAAUUCUUGAUUUAGCGCUAGUCGGAGUAGUUGAAGUUGUUGAACUGUACCCAUCUUCUUCACCAUCACAGCUUCUCUCCAUUGGUUUAGUUAGAAUCGGCUUCAUUGGACAAGAUUUUCAGAAACAUGCAUCAAUUGUU